UUUGACACGUUUUACAAGUUUGAUUAAUAGGAUAGAGAUAGCAGCAUCUAACAACAUAUUUUUUCAGUCAUUUCGAAUUGAACGCUGAAAAUUCAACUUUGCCCGAAGGACAGGAGAAUUGCUUGAACAACAUGAGUAAGAUGAAUAAGGUCCAAGAAUUGAAAACUCUGUCAAUCAUAGGAGGUGGGAUCGGAGGGUGCACCACAGCUCUUGAAAUGGCCAAGACCGGGAAGUAUAAAAUCACGAUUUACGAGAAACAGUCGGAGCUAAUGAGAGAAAGUAGUGACGCCACCCCGGGAAGGAUGGGCCUCGGUUUCCAUUACGCUGACAAAGAAACGGCUGUCUACUACCUACAUGCAACACUGGAGUUUACAAAAAAAUUCGGACACUUUCGUCAAGAAUGUGAUAGGGUCUCGUCUCACCCAAUGCGUCGAGGGAGAUAUUUCAUAAUGAAGGACUCUUUGGUACCGAAGGAUGACAUACUCAAAACGUACGAUGCUGUUAAAGACGAAUACGCAAGCAUUAUACGCAGAGAUGCCAGUUUCCAGCUGUUUGGACCGCCUGACGACUUCUAUCGGAUUCUUCAACCCCAUGAAUACGCUGAUGACGUUCAAAUCGAAAAAGUUGACAUCGGAAUUGAAACCGCAGAGGAACUCUUGGGCUGGGCAUCAUUCCGAAUUUUCAUACUAAAUGAAAUUGAAAAGUAUAGCAACUUCAUUUCGAUCAGAACAAAUACGGAGGUAUUGGCGAUUCAGAGCGUUGGACGUUGUAGCUAUUUGUUGCAAUCGAAAUGGGGAAGGGAAACCGCUACUACCUCUCACACUGACAUCAUCGUUAAUGCAUCAUGGUACAAUAUUUCAAAAUUCAACGAAAUGCUCGGUGUUCCUGACGUCAGGCGAUGUAACAGGGUCAAGGCCAUUGCGACAGUGCAACUUCCCGACGAUCUUUUUGACGCACCGUGUAUGUUCUUCUGUAUGGGAUCCUUCUGUAUGUUUUCGAAUAAAGGAAACGGUAUUGGCAUGUUGACGUAUUCACCUGAGACAAACUUAGCUCUGAGCAGCUCGUCCGACUUUGAGCAGGAAAUGUGGGACACGUUUUUCAACGUCUCGGAUGCCGAGAAAACAAGGAAAGGUGAAAAGAUCAUUGCUGGAGUCACAAAAUUCAUCCCGAAAAUGAAGGAUGCGAAAUUGUUGAAGACGGGCUACGGCGUUAUUCAGACGCUAAUGGACGAGGACACAAUGGACUUUGGGUUCCAAAUUGGAAAUUUGGAUUUCAUUCACGAUCCGAAGACAGGCGGAAUAUACAAAAGGAACUAUAGUGGUGUAAGUCUUGGGCGGGCAGGAUAUGUCGUCAAUUCAUGCAUGAAACUUCUAUACUGCUUCCAAAAUGCAGAACUCGUCAGAUCUUUUGUUGAAGAGAAUAUCAUUGAAUGGAAGCUAUGACCGAGUCGGGUAAUUGGGUCACUGGACUCGGUCGGUUACUAUUAAAAAUAGGCCAGGGACAAAUAUUCUGCAGUCCAUGCAAGGUGACGGACCUCCACAAUUGUGUGUUGAAAGACAGUCCAGGUCAAUGUCAAUGUAAACUAGACUGAUAAAUUUGCUUACCAGCAAAUUUGAUGGGCCCCAGGAUUGUGGAGGAAGCAGUGGUGCCUGAUGAUGGUAUCCAUAUGUACGGUGGCCCAUAGAGGACAUGCGUUUAUUUUCAAUAUAAUAGGAAAUUUUUCUUUUUACAAUUUGUUUUUUUACUCUCGAAUUACAACCGCCGUCGGAUUUAUUUCUCACCGCCGAAAAAAUAACCGCGGUGGAAAUUAAUAUCCACCGCGGUCGAAAUAAUAUCAACCGCGGGAGCUAAUUCGUUAUUGACACCGGGUGGAUAUUAUUUCCACCGCGGUGGAUAUUAUUUCCACCGCGGUGGAUAUUAAUUUCCACCGCGGUGGUGGGAAUUAUUAUUUUUUACCCGGCGGUGGAAAUUAUUUUUUCGGCGGUGAGAAAUAAA
This is a messenger RNA of Lineus longissimus, 1995 nucleotides long. RefSeq lists its product as uncharacterized. The record is from RefSeq and is a predicted model, not a curated record. The transcript has 2 exons. Bases 132 to 1442 code for a protein of 436 amino acids. NCBI's taxonomy places the organism in Eukaryota, Metazoa, Nemertea, Pilidiophora, Heteronemertea, Lineidae. Gene Ontology annotation, molecular function: oxidoreductase activity.